CAGUUUUUAGUUGGUCUUAUCCCAUGAAACUGGGGCUGUUUCACUCUCCCGUGGGCUCCUUAUCCUUUGCAUCAAUCAUAUCUCUCGCUAUAUAACUUCCUAUAGUUUUUCAUUUUCUUUCAUCAAUCACUUGCAACACAGAUUCAAUUAAUUAAAACCCAAAAAUUGAUUCCAGUAUUAAAUUUAACCAUAUAUAUCCAAGAGCUACAAAAUUUGAAGACACAAGAGAUGAGUACUUUAAGAAGCAAAGCAUGGAUGGUGGCCGGGACAGUUGGAUUGGUAGAGGCACUAAAAGACCAAGGUUUUGCACGGUGGAACUACACCUUCAGGAUCAUCCACCACCACGCCAAGUCCAAUCUCCGGUCACUUUCCCAGACCAAAAAGUUGUCUUCACCGGAGGCGGCCAAGGCUUCAAGCAGAGGCAUGGAAAAUGUCCACAAGGCAAAACAAUCAGAAGAGUCGUUAAGAAAAGUUAUGUAUUUGAGCUGUUGGGGUCCCAACUAACUAAAUCUUUGUUUUGUAUUUCAUUUUAGGAAUAUAGUUAGAUAUAUAGAGAACACCAGAUUAAAUAUAUAUGUAAUCAUAUAUGCAUGAUUUACAUGCAAGCUUCAAUUAUAUAUAUAUAUUGAAUAGAAUCUCCUAUA
Messenger RNA from Erigeron canadensis, 644 nucleotides. RefSeq lists its product as uncharacterized. Bases 229 to 504 code for a protein of 91 amino acids. The record is from RefSeq and is a predicted model, not a curated record. The transcript has a single exon. NCBI's taxonomy places the organism in Eukaryota, Viridiplantae, Streptophyta, Magnoliopsida, Asterales, Asteraceae.